UUUUGGGCCUCCAGGGUUGCCAUACAAAAACAAAUAUGGCGUCUGCUGCGGAUGUCCACGUCCGAAUUUGUGGACAAGAAAUUAUAAAAUAUGACCUGGAAAUUAAGGCUCUCAUUCAGGACAUCAGGGAUUGCCCCGGACCUCAGUCAACUCUCAUGGAGCUCAACUCUCAGGUCAAAGACAGGUUCUGCAAACUCAGACUCAGGAUACAGGAUCUGGAACAGAUGGCCAGAGAGCAGGACAGAGAGACGGACAGACUGGCCAUCCAGGCAGAGACAGAGAGCCAGCGAAGGCAAAUGAUGAGUAACCAGACAGCGUGGAGAAAAUCUAACCUGGCUUGUAAACUAGCGAUAGACAACGUGGAGAAGGACGAGCUGCUGCGUGGAGGAGAUAACCAGAGUACCAGACAGAGGAAGGCGACCAAAGAAAGCCUAGUGGAAACCAGCAGCAACAUCACAGAGAGUCUGAUGUCUAUCAGCAGGAUGAUGUCUGAACAGGUGCAGCAGAGCGAGGACAGCAUCGGCACACUGGCCACCUCCUCUAGGACGGUGCAGGAAACCAACGAGGAGUUUAGAAACAUGACAGGAACCAUCCACCUGGGAAGGAAACUGAUUCUCAAGUACAACCGGCGGGAGCUGACGGACAAGCUGCUUAUCUUCCUGGCUCUGGCCCUCUUCUUUGCCACCGUCCUCUACAUCCUGAAGAAACGUCUCUUUCCCUUCAUUUAGCUGGUCGGCUGCUCGUUCAUGCUGUUCCUUAGAGGUACCCAGGUUUCAGGAAGAAUGUUUUCCAGUUAGCCGGUAUGGAGAGAAUACAUGGACCACAGUUAGAAGUAGCACUGAGACCAGACCUCCGCACAUGGAGGCUGUUUCCUCUUGUUUAGCACCCUUGUUUUUAGCUUGAACAAUAUGCAAUAUGUGGGUCUAUAAAAUGGGUAUGAAAGUUUUUGUAAGAUCAACUUAUGGAUUUAAACUGGCAUUAUGGGGUUUCAUGCAACAGUACUGAUAGGUUUAAAGCCAUAGCAUGCUUCACACAAACCUGGUCGCCAGCGCAAAACUGAUUACGACACAACAGAUAAACAUCGGCCACUGACAUCGGUGAAUACCGUCUCAUUUGCCGAUGUUCAGCCUCUAAGAAUUGACUGUAUCUCGAUGCAACAGUUCAUAUAAAUUAGGAUAAGGAUGCACACUUUCAGACAGUCUCUCCUUGAAGGUCUUUAUGGCGCUGCAUGUGCAGCAGUGACAGCAGUAGAUGUUUAAAUUCUGCCUACUUUCACACGUCUGCACCCCUGAGCAGAUGCUGCAUAACGUGAGUGUGACUAUUUUAAAAAAGCACUUUGAAGCGUAUUGAGGUCUUACCUCAUCUGACAUUUGGAACUUACCAAGGUCAAGGCCGUAGUAUGUAAUAACCCUGCUUUUGUUUACAUUUUGUCAAAUAACAAUCAGUGUGUGUUCAAUAUGGAAAGUGUAUGUCGGUCUGCUCUUGAUGACUUCCAAAGAUGCUUUUGCUACAAUUAUUGACAAGUAUACCUUGUGCCUUCCUUCCUUCCAUUUCAACAUCCAGACUACUGAGUCAGAAAUCUCAUUAUGUACCAUGUUGAGUCAGAGACUGUGUGAAUGCACAAGGUUUGUUUGUUUGAAUAAAGUUGCAAAAUAUUGAGGGACACAUUGUUUGUGGCAGCAUUGCCACAGAUGUGCCAGUAGAUGGCAGGAUACCCAACGUUUAUCACCAUCAGAGAUGCUACACUGUGAAUUUGUGUGAAGAACUAUCUUACAGAACUUAACACACUUCUCUCUGUUCAGUAACAUCAUUGUAGUUUAUUGACUUUCAAUUAAAAUGUUUACAAAUGUAUUUUUCGAUUCAUUUAAAUAAAAACGUACAAAACAUA
Messenger RNA from Dicentrarchus labrax (European seabass), 1888 nucleotides. RefSeq names its product BCL2 interacting protein 1b (gene bnip1b). The transcript has 6 exons. Lineage: Eukaryota; Metazoa; Chordata; Actinopteri; Moronidae. Bases 36 to 728 code for a protein of 230 amino acids. Gene Ontology annotation, biological process: retrograde vesicle-mediated transport, Golgi to endoplasmic reticulum. The record is from RefSeq and is a predicted model, not a curated record. Gene Ontology annotation, cellular component: SNARE complex; endoplasmic reticulum. Gene Ontology annotation, molecular function: SNAP receptor activity.